Molecule: messenger RNA, 1392 nt
Organism: Penaeus monodon (black tiger shrimp)
Lineage: Eukaryota; Metazoa; Arthropoda; Malacostraca; Decapoda; Penaeidae
Product: mucin-2-like
Exons: 7
Coding region: 1-1392 (463 amino acids)
Source: RefSeq, a predicted model, not a curated record
AUGCCACCAACAACAGAACCCCCAAACAUCUUUCCCCCCCAAACAACAGAACCGCCGUCGACUGUGCCACCAACCCCCAAAAUUGCCACCAAACCACUGCUUGACACUAAUCAGCACAGUGCCACCAACACAGAAUCGCAGUCAACUGUGCCACCAACUACCACAGUAUCACUACAACAAAACCGCCGACAACUGUGCCACCAACCACACAGUGCCCCCAACAACAGAACCAACGACAACUGUGCCACCGACAACAGAAUCACCGAAAAUGUGCCACCGACAACAAAAACCGCCGAAAACUGUCCAAAAACAACAGAACCGCCAACAACAGAACCGCCGACAACUGUGCCCCCAAACCACCACAGCCCCUCCAAAACAGAACCACCGACAACUAACGCCGACAACUGUGCCUCCAACACAAACCGCCGACAACUGUGCCUCCAACACAGAACCGCCGAAAACUGUGCCUCCAACAACAGAACAGCCGACAACUGUGCCACCAACCACCACAGUGCCUCCACAACAAACCGCCGACAACUUGCCACCAACAACAGAACCACCGUCAACUGGUCUACCACCAGCACAGUGCCAUUAACCAGCACAGUGCUAACAACGAAUCGCCGCCAACUGUGUCACCAAACCCAGUACAGGGCCACCAAAAACAAAAUCACCAUCAAUUGUAAAAUAAACCACCACGGUGCCACCAACAACAGAAUCGCCGACUGUGCAACCAACCAGCACAGUGCCACCAACAGAAUUGCCAUCACUGUGAAACCAACUAGCGCAAUGCCAUCAACAACAGAAUCUACCACAAUACAGUUAACAAGCACAGUAUCAUCAGUAACUUCAAAACCACCAACUCCCAAAAAUUGCUGCCUCCAACGCCACUCUCACAGCUCUUCAAAGACCAAUAAAGCCCUGCAACGAGUCAUUGAAGCCAUCGAGCAACCCACGGGCAAUUCCGGAAGGAAGCGGCGAUCGCUUACUUACUCUAUCGAUCAAGAUGGCGAAAAACUGUCACGGUCGAUCCUAUUAAAAACAUCACGUCCGGCGUCGAAGCAGCAAGCAGCAUCGUGGGAGACCAAGCCCCAGUCGGUUCAUUUUGCUCGUCAAUAUUUUGCAGACCCAAAAACAAAUAAAAGGGAUGAGCUUGCCCAAGUGGAGAGCCAACUAGCAGCAACAACAGUAGAAAACCAGUACACAAAGUUUUAUCGUGUCUGGUGCGUUGCGACCCCCAAAGUGUUCACUUCCUUGACUUACAUGGAGAUUAUAAAAAGGAAAAUGGAGGUUACGUUGGACCCUCCAACACGACCAUUGAGCAACCAAACAACCACUGAUGAACCAACAACCCCUGUGUCUCCAACGACCUCUGGAAAACCAAACAAUCACUGA